GCGCGCGUUCUACAGCUACCCCGUCAUCAGCACUGCACGCUAGGAAUCGUGAACGCGCUCAGGAGAAGCUCAGUGGCGCGCACAUGCGUUCCUUCAGCUAGCUGUUUUAGGAGUGUGAUAAACUCGCACAUAUCACAAAAUGGCGGAUUCCGAUUCUUGGGACGCGGACAACUUCGAGGCGGAUGAACCGAUAAAAAGGCCGACCGGGCUGCAGGACCGAUGGGAGGGAGAAGACGAGGAAGACGACGUCAAGGAUAACUGGGAUGAUGACGAGGAGGAAGAAAAGAAGAAGGAGGAGGAGGAGGUGGAGAAAAAAACAGAGGUGAAAGUUCCAGCAAAGAAAAAACUGGUUGCUAAAAUCAAAGAGAAAGAAAAUGAGGAGCUAAAGAAAAGGUUAGAAGAGUCCCAGGCUGCUCCUGAGCUCACCCCUGAAGAACAGGCAGCUGAGAAGCUGCGCGUACAGAAGCUGCAGGAGGAGUCGGACUUGGCGCUCGCACGUGAAGCGUUCGGUAUUGACACGACUACUACGAAUAGUGCCUCGGGAAUCGAAGCCAUGUGUCCGUCGACUAAGGAAGACUUUUUAGUUUUUGAGAAAGCCCUGAAAGACAAGAUCACACAGUUUGAGAAGUCGGUGCAUUAUUCUAGCUUUUUGGAGUCACUGUUUCGGGAGCUCUGUAUUUCACUGGAAGUAGAGGACUUAAAGAAAAUCAACAAUUCCCUGUCAGUUCUUCAAACUGAAAAGCAAAAGCAGGAAAAGGAAAAAGCCAAAGGCGCUAAGAAGAAAAAGAAAACCGUCCUCGCCGGCGGCGGUUUGAAAGCGAAAAAGAAAGACGACUUCGACGAUUACGGCGAAUUCGGCGGCGGCUACAACGAUUACGAGGACUUCAUGUGACGAAGGCUGAAACACACACCCCCCUCACCUACCCCACUCAAGACAUACAGCAUCCCCUCGUCUCUCAUUUUCUUUCACCAGUGCCAUCCUGGAGUAAACUGAACACUGUGUCAACCUUUUGACUUUUUUAUUUUUUAUUUUUUUUUCCCCCCCCGCUUCAGUGGUCAAAACAACUCUUAGUGAAGCUGCUAUUACCAACGUUGCCAUUUGGUGACAAAAGGAAGAUCUAACUAAAUUGCCUUGUAUUUACAACUCUGCCUCUGACAAAGACUUUAGGAUGCGAGACAUCUUUGCACAAGUGUCUUCUCCAGUUGGCCAACACAAGAAACUAAUAAUAAUCAUAAUGCCUUAUACGAAAUAUUACAGAAAACCUGUUUAUUUUGGUUGAAAUACUGAAAUAGCUGAUGCUGUUAACCUCUGUGCAAUUGUAUUCACAUAAACAAACGAUAUUCUAUGCAAAA
Messenger RNA from Tachysurus vachellii, 1353 nucleotides. It is a transcript of the gene eif3jb, whose product is annotated as eukaryotic translation initiation factor 3, subunit Jb. Lineage: Eukaryota; Metazoa; Chordata; Actinopteri; Siluriformes; Bagridae. Gene Ontology annotation, molecular function: translation initiation factor activity. Gene Ontology annotation, cellular component: cytoplasm; eukaryotic translation initiation factor 3 complex. The coding region runs from base 140 to 892 and encodes 250 amino acids. The record is from RefSeq and is a predicted model, not a curated record. The transcript is spliced from 8 exons.